AUGCCCAACGAAGAAAAGUUCAACUCUCUACGUUGGCUCGCCGCUUCGCUUUCGUCUUCCGUGGCCAUUGUUGUUAUGCAGAUCACUGAGACAACCCACCCUCCAGCUGGCGCCACAGCUCUCCUUCCAGCAGUGGACGAAGCUGUGUGGGCACUAUCUUGGUACUAUCUACCAGUUGUCUUACUUUCGUCGACUAUGAUCCUGAUGGUGGCUCUGAUCCUCAACAACAUUCAACGCCGUUAUCCUGUUUUCUGGAUCAGCCCGCCUGCCCCCAAGCCUGUCCUUCCACAGACUAGCAACUCGAAAUAG
Molecule: messenger RNA, 309 nt
Organism: Penicillium expansum
Lineage: Eukaryota; Fungi; Ascomycota; Eurotiomycetes; Eurotiales; Aspergillaceae
Product: HPP family protein
Exons: 1
Coding region: 1-309 (102 amino acids)
Source: RefSeq, a predicted model, not a curated record